Molecule: messenger RNA, 887 nt
Organism: Dermacentor silvarum
Lineage: Eukaryota; Metazoa; Arthropoda; Arachnida; Ixodida; Ixodidae
Exons: 5
Coding region: 150-818 (222 amino acids)
Biological process (GO): protein sumoylation; double-strand break repair via homologous recombination
Cellular component (GO): nucleus; Smc5-Smc6 complex
Molecular function (GO): SUMO ligase activity; zinc ion binding
Source: RefSeq, a predicted model, not a curated record
UCUGUCUACGGGUUUGUGCUUACCUCGUAUUUUGGUUUGUUUUCAGCGCGCUCGACUUUCGCGCGGUGCUUUCAUUUCGACGACCUGAAGGCCGUGCCGUGAUAUCUUUUUCUAGUUAUUUAUUGUUAUUUAUUGAAGUAAUAGUCGCCAUGGCAUCUUUCACACCGUUCGACAUGGCUGUCGACGACCUGAAAAGACUAAAUUGUUAUGUUGUGCAAGGGACGGACGUGAUCCUCGGUGUUGUUGCCGACGUUUGCGAAGUUAGCGAAGGUGAGGCAUUAAACGAAAGCGUGGAGGCGUUGAAACGUUGCACGAAAGGUAUGAUCAAGGAAGACUGCGACGCCAACAGUUUUGUGGUAGCAGCAACUGCACUGAAGGCACAGGCCAGGGCGGCCAGCGAAGCCAGCCAACAACUAGAUUGGAAACAAGAGCUUGCCUCUGCAUAUGAAGCUGCAAAACAACGUCAAGGAGACCCAGAAAAUCAUGUGGCAUUCAAGAAUGUCCUUAGGAUUACAAGCAAAGUAGAGGAAGUUUCAUCAUCCCAAGACCCUGAUGACAGCAUGACCAUGACCAUGGACAUUGAGAACGCUCAGUGGAAGGACCCGAUCACCCAGAAAGACAUUGAAGUGCCCGUGAAAAACACAAAGUGCAGCCACAUCUAUGACAAAAACAGCAUCAGCCAGUACAUCAAAGGCACCAGAAACCCGAGGUGCCCAUAUUUGGGCUGCGCCAACAAAGCCACUCUGAAUAUGAAAGACCUGGUGGAUGACCGCUUUGUUGCAAGAAUAUUGAGCGAACGAUCCAAGAAAAAGAAAUGAAUUUGCUGUCGUUCCCAUGCCUCAUUUAACAUGUUCUAUCACAAAUAAAACAAACACAAGUCUGUUUCA